Messenger RNA from Saccostrea echinata, 1199 nucleotides. RefSeq names its product aldo-keto reductase family 1 member B7-like. The record is from RefSeq and is a predicted model, not a curated record. The transcript is spliced from 10 exons. The coding region runs from base 56 to 1042 and encodes 328 amino acids. Gene Ontology annotation, molecular function: aldose reductase (NADPH) activity. Lineage: Eukaryota; Metazoa; Mollusca; Bivalvia; Ostreida; Ostreidae. Gene Ontology annotation, cellular component: cytosol.
GGCAUAUGGUUGUUUGAAUUAAAUCCUAACGAAGAGAAAUUCCAACAAAGAUCAAAUGGAAGUUCCUAAAACGUCUAUUAAGUUGAAUAAUGGUGAAAACAUUCCAGUUGUUGGAUUAGGAACAUGGCAGUGUUCCAAAGACGAGGUACAAACUGCUGUUCAUGCAGCAUUAGAUGUAGGAUACCGCCACAUUGACACGGCUUUCAUGUAUCAAAAUGAAGAUGCUAUCGGAGAGAUUCUGCAGGACUAUAUGAAACGUGGGAAAGUCAAAAGAGAAGAUCUCUUUAUUGUUACAAAGCUUCCUCCUACUCAUAUGGAUCCGUCACUGGUGAAAAGGUCAUUAGAGAUGAGUCUUAAGAACCUAAAGUUGUCAUACGUUGACCUAUAUCUUGUCCACUUACCUUGUCAGCUUGUGUAUGACGGAGAUGACAAUAACCUUUUCCCGCAGGAUGAAAAUGGAUGUUUAAAAGCAGAUCCGAAAUCAGAUCUAAUAGCGACCUGGAAGGCAAUGGAACAUUUGGUCGACCUGGGAUUGACCAAAUCUAUUGGCGUAUCUAACUUCUUGUUGUCCCAAGUAGAAAGAAUCUGUAGUUUCGCUAAACACAAACCUGUUGUGAACCAGGUUGAAUGCCACAUUUAUUUCCAACAAAAGAAAUUGUACGAAUGUUGCAAAAAGCUUGGUGUUGUUCUAACAGCUUAUUCCCCGUUAGGAAGUCCUAAACGGAUGGAGGGAUUAAUAAAAGCGAACGAUCCCGUUCCCCUCGAAGAUCCACUCAUAGUAGAAAUAGCAAAAGAGUAUGGAAAAACACCAGCUCAGAUUUUAAUUCGAAAUCUUAUGCAGAGAGAAAUUGUAGUCAUUCCAAAGAGCGUACAUCCUGAGAGAAUAAGAAGUAAUUUUGAUGUAUUUAAUUUCUCUUUGAGUGAAGAGGAUAUGCAGAAAAUAGCUGCCAUUAGACAGUAUCCAAAGCUUGUUGAUUUCACACCCGGGCUUCAAAAUCACCCAGAAUGUCCAUGGGAAGGGAAUUCGAAAGCUCCAUUGUAAACCAAUAACGGCGGCAAAAAAUCACACACACACAAACAAACAAGCAAAUCAAAACAAAAGACCAUAGCUCUCUUUCAAAGCAUAAUCCUGUUUAUAAGAAUGGCUUUAGAAAACCAAGAAGGAUUUGAUAAACAUUUGUAAUGAUACAUUUGCACUA